Solanum dulcamara is the source of this 753-nucleotide messenger RNA. RefSeq names its product expansin-like B1. The record is from RefSeq and is a predicted model, not a curated record. The transcript has 4 exons. Bases 1 to 753 code for a protein of 250 amino acids. NCBI's taxonomy places the organism in Eukaryota, Viridiplantae, Streptophyta, Magnoliopsida, Solanales, Solanaceae. Gene Ontology annotation, cellular component: extracellular region.
AUGGAUUUCUUUCUUAAUCAUUCUACUCUUCUAAUUUGCCUAAUAUUGAUCUUGCCUGCUCUAUGCUAUAGCCAAACUUUUAUAUCAAAAGCAGGUUAUUAUAACACGGAUGAUGGCAUGGGUAAUCCAAAAGGAGUUUGUGGAUAUGAAGAAUAUGGAAGAACAGUAAACAAUGGAGAAGUUUGUGCAGUGUCUAGGCGUCUAUUCAAGAAUGGUGCUGGUUGUGGUGGAUGCUAUCAGGUAAGGUGCAGGAAUAAGGGAUUCUGUUCUCAAGAGGGAGUAAAAGUAAUGCCUACUGACUAUGGAGAAGGGCAUGGAACAGACUUUACACUAAGCUACAGAGCAUUUGCAAAAUUGGCCAAACAAUCAAGCAUGGCUCAGGUCCUUUUUGCAAAAGGGACAGUUGAUGUAGAAUACAGAAGAAUUUCUUGCAGAUAUGGAGCAAAUCUCAUGCUUAAAAUCCAUGAACGUAGCACGUAUCCUGAUUACAUUACACUAGUUGUUAUGAACCAAGGUGGUGCUAGUGACAUCCUUGCACUCGAAGUCUACGAGGAGGAAACAAGUUCACGGAUAUCAAUGAGAAGGGCAUAUGGUGCAGUUUGGGAUUUAUCAAAUCCACCAAAUGGAGACCUUCAAGUGAGGUUCCUAAUUAGUGCUGCAGCUCAGACAAAAUGGGUGCAAUCUGAAAUUGUUGUAAUUCCAGCUGAAUGGACUGUUGGUGAAACUAUUGAGACUGACGUUCAACUUUCUUAG